This is a messenger RNA of Oryzias melastigma (Indian medaka), 810 nucleotides long. It is a transcript of the gene b9d2, whose product is annotated as B9 domain containing 2. Gene Ontology annotation, biological process: cilium assembly. The transcript has a single exon. Gene Ontology annotation, cellular component: MKS complex. Bases 127 to 654 code for a protein of 175 amino acids. The record is from RefSeq and is a predicted model, not a curated record. Lineage: Eukaryota; Metazoa; Chordata; Actinopteri; Beloniformes; Adrianichthyidae.
GUGUUGCUACGGAGACGCGAGCUGUGGCUCUGUGGUGUUGCUAGCCGUUAAGCUAGCUACUUCGGACGGAGGGUGGAGGCGGCUUUUCUUUAGUCGUAUGUUUCAGACAAAUAAGUCUGUUGUGGCAUGGCAGAGCUGCAUAUUAUAGGACAAAUCGUCGGGGCCAGAGGCUUUCCGCAAAAUAGUCUGUUUUGCAAAUGGGGAGUUCAUACUGGAGGAGCAUGGCGGCUUCUCUCCGGGCUGAAGGAGGGCCAGACCCAAGUGGACAUCCCCCAAACCGGGGACAUGGCCUACUGGAGUCACCCCAUCGAUCUUCAGUUCACGACUAAAGGCCUGCAGGGUUGGCCGAAGCUACACAUCCAAGUGUGGCACCAGGACUCGUUCGGACGCUGCCAGCUGUACGGUUACGGAUACUGCCACGUCCCGUGCAGCCCCGGACACCACCGGAUAAAGUGUGUGACGUGGAGGCCGCUCGGUUCCUGGCAGGAACAAAUCACGCAGAUGUUUGUUGGCGGAGGUCCUCAACUCCGCAGCCCCGACCUCAUAUACAGCGGAGCGGACAGAUACAGACUACAGACCGAGGCGAUGGGAACUGUGGAGCUGGAGCUCGGAGUUAUCAUGAGACACUUUGACAAAUAUGGAGUCGAGAGCUGAUGCAUAACACGGAAACAUUCUGAUAAACGCAUACAUAUUCAGCUGGCACGUGCUUUAUAUUUACAGACUACUUAGCUCAACCUUUUGUACGUUUCAAGUUAUUGCAUUUUUCACUCAAAAUGCCAACACGUUUUAAAUAAAAUAUUGUUUUCAAUG